Molecule: messenger RNA, 1354 nt
Organism: Polychytrium aggregatum
Lineage: Eukaryota; Fungi; Chytridiomycota; Chytridiomycetes; Polychytriales
Exons: 5
Coding region: 77-1306 (409 amino acids)
Molecular function (GO): protein binding
Source: RefSeq, a predicted model, not a curated record
UCGCAUCUUGCCUCGCAUCUUGCCUCGCAUCUUGCCUCGCAUCUCUGCAUGCAACUCCCUCCCCCCAUCGACAGCCAUGGACAUCCAAGCAAGCACGAACCAGCACAGUCCCGCUGCGGUGAUCCCGCCCAGCCCGAGAUGGCUGCCGCCUGGUCCUGGCAGCGCUCCAUUGCCGUCGUCGUCGUCGUCGCCAUCGUCGAUGGCACCGCUGCCCCCACGCAAACUCGAUGUCCAACUCGAGGACGACAUCCACAGCUUCAUCCGAACCUGUCCGCGGCUCUGUGCCAGAGCAAAGGAAAUCGGCUCGAUCGCCUUUGAGAACGCCAUUCCGCCUGCCCUGGACUACCACCGUCGUCCCCGAACUAGAAGCAGCAGCAGCAUCAGCGGUGGUGGUGCUCUUGGUGGCAUUGGCGGAAACAGCUCCACCAACGGCAGCCACAACAUCAACAGCGCCAACACCGGCUGGAUGAAAUCAGAGUCGAGCAACUCACUCCUGUCAAGCCACCCGGACCGAUACGACUCCCGGAACAUCUUUGGCCUCGAUCAGUGGCAGAGCGAUCUGGGAAUCGAGGAAACACAUGGCUUGCUACUUGACAUCUGCAGCCAAAAGUACAGCGAAGACUAUCACUCGCUAAGACGCCGACAGAACGCCGACUGGGCUUGCCAAGUCGUGGACGAAGGCCGGCAACUCCUGAGCACCGACUGGAAGCAGGCUCUUUCAAAGUUCGAGCACGCACUCGAGAUUGACCAGGACUGUGUCGAGGCGCUUGUGGCCCGCGGCAUCGAGCUCGUCAAACAACGCCAGCUCGACUCGGCCGCCCAGGACUUCAAGGCGGCCCUGCGGAUCGACAAGCAGCAUCCUCAGGCGCGACUGGAAUACGACAGAGUCAAGAAUAUGCUCCGCGAGAUUGAGUUGGAGCAGGAUGCCGCUGCAAAGGGCGAGUUUCUGAUGUCUGCGUCCUUUGCGCCGGGGCCCAAAUCCAACAACCCAAACCCCUCCCUGACGACACUCAUACCCCCAAACGCCGACACCAAAUCCCGGCUCUCGCGGAACUCGAUGCCCGCUCCAGACUCGCCCGAGGAGCGGCCGUCCCGAUCCAAGAAGGAAAAGAAACACUCGUCCGACAAGAAGAAGAAAAAGGACAAGGACAAGGACAAGGACAAGGACAAGAGCAGGCGCAAGAAGAAGAAGAGCUACAGCUCCGAGAGCAGCGACAGCUACGGCUCCGAUGGCUCGUCCGUCCACCGGGACAAGUCGAGCCACCGAUCGCACAAGAAGCGACGGAAUAAAUCGCUUGAGCGCUGAGAACCGAUGACAGCAAUUCGGCACUGAAUGGCUCUUGCGUCUCACGAA